Messenger RNA from Penicillium manginii, 1140 nucleotides. Its product is annotated as glutathione-independent formaldehyde dehydrogenase. The transcript is spliced from 2 exons. Bases 1 to 1140 code for a protein of 379 amino acids. Lineage: Eukaryota; Fungi; Ascomycota; Eurotiomycetes; Eurotiales; Aspergillaceae. Gene Ontology annotation, molecular function: oxidoreductase activity; zinc ion binding. The record is from RefSeq and is a predicted model, not a curated record.
AUGUCUCUCAACGCAACUAUCGCGGCCGCUACCAUGCGGUUGGUAGCCUGGGCCGGCCAGGUCAACAACGUGUCUGUUAUUGAUGUGCCUGUUCCCGCCAUCAUCAACCAGACCGAUGCCAUUGUUCGCAUUACCAGCUCUGCUAUAUGUGGCUCCGAUAUGCACUUCUACCACGGCUACACUGGCGCUGACAAUAUUCCGUGGGGUCUUGGACACGAGGCCGUUGGUUAUGUCGAGUCGGUUGGUAGCUCUGUCUCUUCCCUUACCGUCGGGGAGUACGUGAUUAUCCCUGAUAAUGCCCACGACGGUCACUAUGGCCAGGAGCACCCUCUCUCAUUCGGUUCUGGUAACGAGGAUUAUGGUGGUCUUCAAGCCGAGUAUGCCCGUGUCCCCUUUGCCGACAUGUCCCUCAUUCCAAUUCCCUAUAACAACCAAACUGGCAACUUCACCAAGGAGAUGGACUACUUGAUGGUAUCCGAUGUCUUCACCACCGGCUGGCAUGCAUUGACGUACAGUGGGUUUGAGCCUGGGGACACCGUCGCCGUCUUCGGUGCCGGACCCGUGGGUCUCCUCGCCGCCUAUUCUGCCUUGCUGCGUGGUGCUUCUCGCGUCUACUCCGUGGAUCAAGUGCCUGAUCGUCUGCACCUCGCUGAGUCCAUCGGCGCUAUCCCAAUCAUGUUUAACGCCUCCGAUCCCGUCGAGCAGAUCUUGGCCCAGGAGCCGAACGGUGUCACACGUGCCCUUGACUGCGUUGGAUUUGAGUCUGUGAAUGCUACCGGUGCUCGCGUUGAUGGGCUUGUCCCUCGCCAAGUCAUGGAGGUUGCCGCCCAGCAAGGGGGUAUUGCCAUCGCUGGUGUCUACACCGGUGGUCAGAACAGCACUAAAGGUGCCCCUAAUGCCGGCACUGUGCCUGCCACCGUCCCUAUCUCUGUCUUUGAGCUUUGGUCCAAGGCCUUGACCGUUGGCAGCGGAAUCGUCCUGCCCCUCGAGCGCGCCCACUCGCUUGUUGAUCUGGUCGCCAAUGACCGCGCCUCUCCGAGCUUUGUUGUAAGCUCUAUCAUCGACAUCGAACAGGCGCCUGAAUACUACCGCCGCUACAGUGACCAUCUGGAGAACAAGAUUGUCAUUCGCUUCCCUUAA